Molecule: messenger RNA, 315 nt
Organism: Capsicum annuum
Lineage: Eukaryota; Viridiplantae; Streptophyta; Magnoliopsida; Solanales; Solanaceae
Exons: 1
Coding region: 1-315 (104 amino acids)
Biological process (GO): root development; shoot system development
Source: RefSeq, a predicted model, not a curated record
AUGUUUCUUUCGGUAUCAGCCUCGAAACCAAAGUCCAUUAAAUGGUCAUUGGUUUCGAAGCUUGUACACAAAGGGGUUGUAGGUGGCAGUGAAGGGCAGAGGGAAAAGCUGACUGAGCUGGAGAAAGUUGAUACUGCACUGAACAACUUGCUGGACCAGCAUGAAGAGGAAGUGGAAAGUUUCGAAUUCGGGCAAAGAAAUCUGGAGAAUUUGAAGGGUAGCAUUGAGGAUCUUGAAAAUGGAUUGGAGAUGUUGUUCAAGCUUUUGAUCCGGACAAGGCUGUCUCUACUCAACAUACUUUUUCUCAUUGGAUAA